Aspergillus ibericus CBS 121593 is the source of this 618-nucleotide messenger RNA. RefSeq lists its product as uncharacterized. Bases 1 to 618 code for a protein of 205 amino acids. NCBI's taxonomy places the organism in Eukaryota, Fungi, Ascomycota, Eurotiomycetes, Eurotiales, Aspergillaceae. The record is from RefSeq and is a predicted model, not a curated record. The transcript has a single exon.
AUGGCUCACCAAGCUCACAAUAUCUGCUGGAACAUUCUAGCCAACAAUCUCAUCCAUCGAUCACCAGCAUACCCGGACGCUGAUCUGGCCUCAAAUCUGUACUUUCGGUUCAAGCCCGCGCAGGGGAAGGAGGUCGGCUACUUUGCCGAGUCUUUUGCUCGGAACAUCGCAGAACACACCAAAUGCGAGCGACAGAAGUAUCCAGCCAAGUUCGAUCCAAUUCAACCGGAUGAGGUGCUCCUAGAUGAUCGGACUGCGGAAAGGAUCCGGCCGAUGGCAUACAAAUGGUGUAAAGCCUACCGGGGAUGGUCGAUUGCAAGGAGGGUCGACAAGACCGCUGGACUGUGUCCCCAUCGCGACGACGACGGUUUCUUUGCCUGUGGAUGCCCUUUGCCCUUCUCGGAACGAAAGGGCUCAGCCUUUCUCCGCCGCUAUCAAAGCAAUCACUGCUAUCAAUUCUUCGAUGUCAAUGGCGCGGCCUUUUACAAUUUGCAGGUGGUCAACGCGCUCUUGGUCCUGGGCGAGAUGGAGACGGUCCUGCGUAUCUGCAGCCUUGAGAACGACCUGGCAAGGUGGAUGGAGAUGUACGAAUGUUACUGUGUGGUAUGCCCUCGAUGA